UCGUGUGCCGCACAUGUGGGCACGCACCUGCUCGAGUACGACCGAUGUUGACGGUGGCCUAAAACGAUAUAAACGCUCGUGUACCUUGCCGAUAAAGAGAUUGUCGGACAUUUAAAGCCGGGACGCGUUAAUUCUACACGCAAACGUAACAGUGCUUGCCAUUUAAAACUUCGGAUUCAGGUUUUGAGGUUAUGACGAGAAGCUGCCACGUGUGUAAGAGCUCAAAUGCUCCGUACAAAUGCCCUGUGUGUUUGGAGCCCUACUGUUCGCUGGGUUGCUGCAAAACUCAUAAGUCUCGAGGCUGCGAGCGACGAGUACCGGACAUGGCGGAACACCAAAGCGAGGCACCUUUGAUGGAGUACAAAUUUCCAACGGAGGACACGGUACCUGUAGAAAAAUUAUUUUCUUUAAGGCAGAGCGAGGAGGUAAAACAUUGUUUGAAAAAUCCACACGUGAGAAAUAUUAUUAAAGAAGUUUUAAAACAUCAGAACCCAACGGAUGCGAUAGCGGAAGCUAUGGUGGAGCCUAUAUUUGUUGAGCUAGCCGACGCGUGUUUAAAAAUUGUAGAACCAGCGACAGAGGAAGGCCAUACUUGAUGCUAUUGUGAUAUUAUGCUUAAUA
Orussus abietinus is the source of this 621-nucleotide messenger RNA. RefSeq names its product zinc finger HIT domain-containing protein 3. Gene Ontology annotation, molecular function: protein binding. The transcript is spliced from 2 exons. The record is from RefSeq and is a predicted model, not a curated record. NCBI's taxonomy places the organism in Eukaryota, Metazoa, Arthropoda, Insecta, Hymenoptera, Orussidae. Bases 192 to 596 code for a protein of 134 amino acids.